Xyrauchen texanus (razorback sucker) is the source of this 527-nucleotide messenger RNA. RefSeq names its product cytochrome c oxidase assembly protein COX20, mitochondrial-like. Lineage: Eukaryota; Metazoa; Chordata; Actinopteri; Cypriniformes; Catostomidae. The record is from RefSeq and is a predicted model, not a curated record. Gene Ontology annotation, biological process: mitochondrial respiratory chain complex IV assembly. Bases 113 to 448 code for a protein of 111 amino acids. The transcript has 4 exons. Gene Ontology annotation, cellular component: mitochondrion; mitochondrial inner membrane.
GAAGAAUUUCUCGGUGGAUCGCAGUACUGUUUGGUUAAAUAAUGUCUGUGUUACACAACUUAUAAGAUUUAUGAUCAUUGUCGAAUAAUUAUUUUGAAGAGUUCCCUCGAAAAUGACGGAGGAGUGUGGCAAGAGCCAGGGCAUGAAGACCCUCGGAAUCAUUGAUAUUCGGAAAAAUCCGUGUGCUCGGGAAUCUAUUCUCCAUGGUGCAGGUGGAUCACUAGUGGCAGGAUUAGUGCACUUUCUGGCAACAAGUAGAGUAAAGAGGUCGUUUGACAUAGGUGUCGCAGGAUUCAUGCUUACAACACUGGGAUCAUGGUUUUACUGCAGAUAUAAUAAUGCCAAACUACGUGUUCAACAGAGAAUCAUUCAGGACGGCAUAAAGAAUAAAGUCAUGUAUGAAGGGACAAAUUUAGACCCCGCACGCAAAAAUAGGAGGGACGAGUAAUCUGGUCUGAGACCAUAAUAUUGCCUUUACAGUUAAUGAUGUUUUAUUUAUUGCCUGGUUAUAUGAGUGUUUAAUGUUU